AUGCAGCACCUCUGUGGCAACUUGACGAUCCCCAGCAACGACACUAAGGUGGUCGACGAGGGCCCUUACGGCUGGCGGGGAGACGCAAGCGUCGGGUUUGGGGGGCGCGGGGGAGAAGGGAACGGGUACGGGGCGGUUAACACGCCGCAGGUGCGCUGGAUGAACGAGGAGGAACUGGCGUUCGUGCGCGGCGUCCUCAAGACCAAGCAGGAGAAGGUCCGCUUGAAGCAGGAAAAGCUCCGCCAGCAGCUGGCCAGCCGGGGCUACUCCGGGACCGAGCUCGUGUCCAUCGGGAGCAGCGGCGCGGCGGACGCGGCCUUUGGCAGGGACGGCGGCAACGGCAACGGGAACGUGAUCUCGCUGGAGGCGUUCGUGGAGUUCUCGCUGUGGUGGGCACCGCUGAUGACGACGCUUUCCCUCCUGAGAAACGACUGGGCGUCGACGAACCCGACAAGGGUGCACGGGUUCAUCAGCAGGAUCGCGGCGGAGCGGCAGCUGCUGGAGAGGGAGCGCGGGACCUUCCUGCUGAGGUUCAGCGAGUCCCAGCCCGGAGAGCUGGUGGUCAGCUUCACGGAGCACGUGACGCAGGCAGCGCCCCGGGAUUCAUCAAUGCUGGCCUCCGCCCCCUGCUCCCGGCCGCGGUCGCAGUCCAUGUGCGUCAAGCACUGCCUGGUGGAGGUCAGGAGGGGCGGCUGGUGCUACAUCGAGGUGGAGCAGGGGUCCAAGGUGCCCUACCCCUCGCUGCACGACCUAGUCCUCGCGUGCUCCAGCAUGGAGGUGCUCUACCCGGACGUGCGGAAGGAGGACGCGUUCGACGAGCCGUCGGGCGGGGGGCCGUGGGGCGGCGGCGGGGGGGACGCCGCGUUGAGCGACUCGAUGCCGCUGUACCCCCAGCCCUCCGACGUGACGAGGUUGAGCGGGCCCGUGGGCGUGGUGACGCUCGAGGAGUGGGGCUCCAGGCCACUCGACAUGGUGCUGGUGGAUGACGAUCUGGAUGCGGACCUGACUCUCGCGGGCGCCGUAUAGGGUGGACUGCUGUUGUUGUGUCUGCAGCGGUGUCUACUACGGGCGUGUCUAAGCACGCGCGAGAUUGUCAUCCUGUGGCACUCCCACAGCCAGUAUAUUAGUAGUACCCCCACGGACUUGCGCACGCACGCACGCGCGAACUCUCUGGUGAAGUUUCUUCCUAUUUUCUUUUUUCCUUGUCUUACUUGUUUCGUGUCGUCACUGGCUCGGUGGUUGAUUGUCCGGCUGCCCCGCCUCGCUGCGUGUGUCUUGUACAGUCAACGUCAAUGUAUUUCGUGCCUUGUUGUGAGGGUCUGCAUGCCGGUGGCGGUGUGGAGCACAGCACGCGCGGCGCGGGGCAUUGUCCAGCGAAAAAGUGUGGCGUGUGCGCCGUUGCACGUAUAGGGUGGCGCUUGUUGAUAGUUUUUUUCGGCUCUGAACUCUUGUGCUCUUUGGGCUUAGAGAGCAGCGCCGUUGGAGGGUCAUCGCUGAGUGAGCCAGCCAUGCACACUGAAACACCGUGUGCUCCGCCGUAGCUGGUGCUUGGGAGGGGCGUAGGGUCAAGGCCGCGCUGCUGGUCCUGCUGUGCAGGCUGUGGCUUCUGGUGCGUCGUAGAACAUAUAAUAGCGUUACUCGUUUGACCUUAGGGAAUGGAAGGUGUAGGCAUGUCGUUUUUUUUUAUGCUUCUUCGUGUACCUUAUGUCAUGCACACAGUUGCGGUAUGCCUCCCUACCCCCGCCCCCCCCAUGAAACCUCUCGCUGUUCUCGGUGUAUGCAUCUUCUGAUGGCGAUAUUUUAUGCGUAUAGGUUUGUUGUUUGCUCGCUUUUGUGGGGAGGGNGGGGGGGGGGGGGGGGGGGGGGGGGGGGGGGGGGGGGGGGGGGGGGGGGGGGGGGGGGGGGGGGGGCAUGGUGGUUGUAUGGAGGGAUGUACGGGAUGCAUCGAUCGUGAUACACCGGAUCCCCCUUCCUUGGUGGCUUUUCUCGUACCUGGCAACGGCGACAAUCGUUGUGGGGGAGGUAUAGACAAUCGGUGGGAGAAAUACAGUCGUGUAAAUCUGCAGUGACGUUCGGUUACGUAAACCCCACCAGGGCAUCCAUGCAUUUUUUUGUUCUCUUAUUGCAUACCGCGUAUACAUCAUAUUUUCCUUCUAAAAAAAGAAAACGCCUAGUCGUGCCGCUGUGUGCAGGAGAGUAUUGGUGAGGCGCGUCCGCCCCUCUUCCGGCCGAUUUUUUUUCCGUUAUGUUUUCCGACGUAACCAGUUCGUUCGGCAGUGCCUCGCAGCACGGAGGUUACCAAGCGGGGUGGCUUUCAUUGCCAGGAUUAAGUUUUCCUCGUUUAUACGGCUCUUUGUAGGCGCGGGCGCUCUUGCGUGGGCACCGCCGACGGUGCUUGUGUUCAAGUUUCGGCAUGAUUUGUCAGAAUAAUACACUUUUUGCCUGAACUUGGCAUCCACAUUAUGAGUUAAAAGCAGAAUGUGUUGCUUGCGUGUUGCAAUCGGACUUAAAACAGGUACCGGGGCUGUACCUGUGUGAAAUAUGCCGAAUUUGAUAGGCGCUCCCUUUUGUUGGCCGCGCGUCCCUCCUUGGUUCGCCGCGGUUUCGACACGUGAUACGAGACUCUCUGUCGUUCCCCCCCUCGACUGCUACCGCUCUUUAGAUUGUGCUGUGACUACAGUAGCCAAACAGCGGCGCCGGCGUGUCUGUCACCAUGGGCGUGGUUGGUGGCUUGCAGGUGGCAACGACCCAUGUUUUAGAAGAGUUUUGUGUGGCGUUUUUCACAGGUUGCGCUGGUUUCGUUCGUUGCUCAGACUACCUUUGGCGGUGGCGCGCGGCGUCUAGAGGGAGCGGGCACGCGGCAUGUGUGGGAGCUUACUCCCCCCUCCCCUGUAUGGUAUAAUAGAGGGUGAGGCCCCUCCCGUUUCUCUGGGGGUCACAUGGCGGUAUAUAAAUCAUCCGGGCGGGCGAGGAGGGUACAGUCGAAGUCGUUAUUUUGAGGAGAAAUAGCGGACAAUACUCGCUAGUAGCGUGUUUCGCUCGGCGGGCCAAAUGUCACAGAGAUAAAAAGUAAUUGAUAACCUAUUCCAAACCUGACACU
Molecule: messenger RNA, 3100 nt
Organism: Ectocarpus sp. CCAP 1310/34
Lineage: Eukaryota; Phaeophyceae; Ectocarpales; Ectocarpaceae
Source: the annotation of a GenBank genome assembly